AUGGAUGAAAUAUCUGUUGACUCGCAUCAUAAGCCCAACAACUUGGAUAAACUUGAUUUGAGGCCUACUUCCAAAGUAGACUGUUCGCUGGAGUGUUCACUGGAUUGGAGGAACAAUUCAUAUGGGAGAAAACUUGCUCUUCGUGCAAGCCUGCGAUACACAGGAGAGGAUGACCAGUGGCAGAUCAAUCACAGUUCACUUCGGGAAAGAAACAAAUACAUGUUUAAUCGCGAACUGUUUAGUGAUGUACGAUUCCUUGUUGGAAGGGCUGACAAGACGUCCAUACCGGCACAUCGCUAUAUUCUUGCUAUCAGCAGUCCGGUGUUCUCGUCGCUUUUCUACGCGUUCGGAGCACUUCAGCUGGAACAAACAAGAGAACAGGUAAAGAGCGAUGAAAAAAAAAAAUCAUUAAAUGAGGACCUACAUUAUAAGGUUGCCUUGUAAAUAAAGCUGUUCAGCCGUACAGAACAGUGUCUGGUGUUUAAUCUGAAAACGGUUUUGUACGAGUCGCUUAAAGUGGAUACGGAAUUGUUCAUAAAAAAGUAAUAAUAAUAAAAAUCAAACAACCUUUCAGAUCAAAAUAUGGCGAGUAUUCUAAAUUGGCUUCAUUUGCACGACAUAUGUUGCAGUAACAAAUGUUGCACUAAAAUUGACCCACAACGUGCUUUUAAUUUUACUUCUUCUCGCCCGCCGUGGACGCCCCUUAAACGUUACUGAUUUGUGUUUUGCUAGUUUAAGACCAUUAAACUAGCCUAACCGGAACCGCCGAAAAAAUUCAGAGAGAUUUGCUAGUUUCUGAUUGGUGAAUAAAUGAGAAAUAUCAGGAGAUAAAGUUAGGACCUUAAAACUGGAAAAUUAGAGUCCUUCUUAUGGUUUCAAACCCAUCAUGCAAGACAUCAAAAACAUGCACCUUUUGUUUCAGAUCUCACGACUAAUCGUCUCUCUUUGUAGAUUGAAGUUUCCGAGUGUGAACCCGACGCCUUUCUAGAGAUGCUCCGGUACAUGUAUUACGAUGAAGUUCAGCUGACCACAUGUAACGUCCCAGAAGUGCUGUUCCUGGCCCAAAAAUACCUCAUUCCAAGCCUGGCUAAAAUCUGCACUGAAUUCGUUGAGAACAACUUAACCGUGGAGAAUACCCUGCCAGUGUUGGAUCACUGUUUUCUUCUUGGUGUCAGCAAAGGCCUCGAGAAACAAUGUUGGUCAAUUAUUGAUAAACACGCUUCUGAAGUGGCCGAGCAUAAUCAAUUUCUUGACAUUGACCAUGGCACGCUGACCGCCCUUUUAUCACGUGACACACUGGUUGCUAAGGAGAUGGUACUUUUUCGUGCGGCUGUAAAGUGGGCGGGACACGAGUGUCAGCGUCUGUCAAUUCCACUGACAGUUGAGAAUAAACGCAAGGUUCUUGGAGAUGCUUUCCACUCCAUUCGUUUCCCCUUGAUGAGUAUGAAAGAAUUCACUGACGAGGUGGCGCAAUCGUCUUUCCUGAGCCACGAAGAAGUAGCUAAUAUGUAUAUCGGCUUUAACUCCAGCUUUGAAUCGUGCAAAGUAAAGUUCCCAACAGAGCCACGCGCCAAACCUGCCCAUCACCAGCUCCAAGAGCCAGUCCUUCGCUGCUCGCGGUUUGAGUCUAACGCUCUACGCCCGAAGUUGUCAACAGAGGCUCUAGCUCAACAAUCCACCGUCAAAUUUAAGGUCAACAGAUCUAUUAGAAUCACGGGAGUAGCGCUUUUUACAACUUUCACCAACACGUCUCAGCUGUUCCAAAUUGAGUUACGUGACAAAGUGGUUCUCUGUUGA
Porites evermanni is the source of this 1797-nucleotide messenger RNA. Lineage: Eukaryota; Metazoa; Cnidaria; Anthozoa; Scleractinia; Poritidae. The record is from the annotation of a GenBank genome assembly.